AUGAGUUUAGCUACUUGGUGUGACGACAAGCCAUUUAUUCACCUUUACCCUGGGAAAACUGAAUGCGAAGGUGUCUCUCUCGACCUCCUUUCCAUCAUCGCCCAGAAGUAUGGAUUCUCCUACAAUGUCCAGCUGAAAACUGCUGAUGGUCGCUGGGGAUCCAAAGUGAACGGAACCUGGAACGGAAUGUUUGCUGACCUCAUGUACAACGGCAAGCACUUAACUAUAAACUACUUUCUCCUCACUGAAGAAAGGUACAGCGAUUUUGACACCACCUACCCAUACUUUAAUGAGGGAUUUGGCUUCGUUCUUCGCAAACCUCCUCCCCUGCCUGCGUGGCGGGGGCUGUACUACCCGUUCUCGACAUCUGUGUGGAUACUCUUCAUAUUCACCACAGCCAUCGUCAUCGUUUUGGUUACCGCUGUUUUAUUCAUCACAAAAGAAGGUCGAAAAUCUGAUUCAUCAGUUUUGAUGGUUUUGGCAGCAGUGAUUCGUGUUCACUACCGUGACACUAUACGCAAGACUUGGGUGAUGCUGUGGAUGUUGUGCUGGCGGUUGGCGGUCUUCGUGCUGUCUUUGGCCUACACUUCCAACCUUGUGGCCUUCCUCACUGUUCCUGUAACUCGGUCUAAGAUCCAGACCGUCGACGAACUUGCUGCUUCUAAUUUGAGGCCGCUCAUGCAAGACUAUGGAAGCUUCUUACCAGGAGCGCUACGGAUAUCGGAAGACCCGUCCCUCAGGACUCUUGGCAACAGAUUUGACAUAUUCCCGUACGAGUACAACUCGUUUACCAAAUACGCCUUUCCCAAAGUCCUUGCUGAUACACAUGCACUAGUGGACAUCUACUCGUACCUUUAUCUGGUACGAUAUGAAUCCAACAUGGUCGAGUCUACCUACUUCAUGCGCGAGAAGGUUCUUCCUGGCUACCUCACUUGGAUCCUACCUAAGAACACGGCCUACACGAUCGCCAUAUCUGAAUCAGUUCUUCCUGGCUACCUCACUUGGAUCCUUCCUAAGAACACGGCCUACACGAUCGCCAUAUCUAACGCCCUCCAGAGGUUCGUGGAGUCGGGCAUCGUCCAGAAGCUCUACAGGAAGCACAUGGUUGAGCCUCAUGACCAGGAAACGUUCAUUGAUUUUUUUGGCUUCAGCAGGGAACCAAUGCGCUUCGGUAAGCGUCUCUACGCAAACUCAUACAGUCAAGAAAAUUUCGGAGAUCAUCAGGCAUUUCUUGGAAUCGUGAGCCGCGACCGCAUCUUGAAAAACUUCAUUUGGCGGGACAUGAUGAGGAAACGGCGAGCCAAGUCCACUGCACGGCCAGCAGAAUCAGAAGCCCGGCAGAAUCAUAAGCAAACAACGAAAACAUCCCCUACGAUCACGAGAAAAUUGAGAAAGAAGUUCUCUGAUGAUAGCAAUGAUGAUGAAUAUGAUUUAUCGCAUGCUGACUGCCACGAAAUGGACAAGCAAGGCUCGACCGACGACUUUAACGAGGGUGUAGAAGCGAUUCAGGACCAUACAGGUGAACACGCAAGUGAAGGUAAAGUAGAAUCUAUUUCGAAGAAGAAUCGCAAGCGCGAUGAUCUGGAAAAGGUUCGUGAAAGGGGAGACCGUGGAACAUAUAUUUUGGAACAAUACCCAUCCGAAAAUCAGCCGUUUGAAUACCCGCAGGAAAAUCGUCACAGUGAAAUAUACCCGCUGGAAAAUCCUUUACCAAGUCAGAUGUCAGAUGAGCUGGAUAACCUUGGCAUGCUAAUGACCUGA
Molecule: messenger RNA, 1761 nt
Organism: Hyalella azteca
Lineage: Eukaryota; Metazoa; Arthropoda; Malacostraca; Amphipoda; Hyalellidae
Product: glutamate receptor ionotropic, NMDA 3B-like
Exons: 6
Coding region: 1-1761 (586 amino acids)
Cellular component (GO): membrane
Molecular function (GO): glutamate-gated receptor activity
Source: RefSeq, a predicted model, not a curated record